Phalacrocorax carbo (great cormorant) is the source of this 4684-nucleotide messenger RNA. NCBI's taxonomy places the organism in Eukaryota, Metazoa, Chordata, Aves, Suliformes, Phalacrocoracidae. The record is from RefSeq and is a predicted model, not a curated record.
AUGACCACUGCUACACCGGGUGAAAAUGCUUUGUUGUCAGCACCUCAGAAUAUCUCUAUUCUUUCUACCAACAUGAAACACUUCUUAAGUUGGAGUCCUGUGAUCGUUCAGGGAGAAACUGUGAGAUACUCUGUGGAGUUUCAGGGGGAGUAUGAACGAGAGUACGCCAAUGAGAGCUGGAUCCCCAUCUGUGAAUGUUCACUCAUCACAGCCACAGUGUGUAACAUCACAGAGGAUAUCUCAGCCACUGUAGCCUAUAACCUGCGUGUAAGGGCAGAUGUUGGUGCUAGAAGAUCAGAGUGGGGCACCCUGAAAGGUUUCUUCAAUCGCAUCACAACUUCCCUGACCCCACCUCUGAUGAAGGUCAUAGCAGAUGGGUAUCAUUUACUAGUGGAGCUGGAAGACAUGGGGCCUGCCUUUCAGUUCUGUGUUCUGUAUUGGAAGAAGGGCCAGGAGAGUAGGAUGCAACAGAAGGUGGUGAAAGAAGUUGGCUCUGUGGUUCACCUGGACACCAUGGAGGCAGGACCUGAUUAUUGUGUAAAAGCUCAGACAUACGUUGAGGCGAUCAACAGAAGCAGCAGCUUCAGCCAGACACAGUGUGUGAGGGCACAAGGUGGCAGAUCCAUGUGGCUGGUUACUGCCCUCAUCUCCUCUGCUGGCUUUGCUGUGGCUGCUUUGACCCUGCCUUUCCUUACCUGGAAAACAAGUAAAAUCUUUCAGUAUUCCUGCUGCCCUGUUGCUGUCCUGCCAGAAACACUGAAAGUGCCAGAGUCCCCCACCCAGCUGAUUCUGUGUGGCAGUGAAGAAGCUGAGCAAUGUGACCUGAGGGUGCAUGUGAUGCCCUCAGAAGAAGUUCUCCGACUGUGGAUUCAAGAAACACUUUAGAGCACUCCAGAAAAAAAAACAGCCUGUGGAAACAGAUCUUCUAAGCAGAGCUGGCAGACUGUGCCCCAGCCACUUUCCUCAGUGUGCCAAUAAGUAACAUCGUUGUCUUUGUGUCUAAAAGCUGCUGCAAACCAAAGGUGGUGUGUAUGAUGAGCAGGUGGCCUGCUCUGGUCCUCUUAGUAGCAUCUUCGUCCACCUACAUAAAAAGCAAGUAAAGGUCAUGGGUGAUAGCUGCCAGUUUCUAUACUUUCCAUUCAUAGCCAUACCCAUAUCCAGACAUGAGUUAACUCAUGUUCCCUUUACCUCUGUCAGCCACAUUGACAGUCCCAAGGCAGAGCCCACCCUUCAGCCACUGGUAUUUCACCAGAGCAAUAAAUGCAAAGCCCAGUCCCAUUGUUCCAAACCAUUUCAGCCUCAGUAUUUUUGCCUCAGCAUUUUUAAAACAAAUUAAGCAGCCAGUAAGAGCUUCUUACAUGGCUAAACCAGAUGGAAUGAGCAGGAAAAAAUUGCUUUUAGGGCUGCAGGCCUUGACCUGUGUUUAACGUUCAUUGAAAAGGAUGUUGACGGUGACUGGACACAACAUAAUAAUUUGCUGCAUGUGACAGAUAGCAACGUAUGGUGCCAACAAAACUUAGAGACAGCACCAUGAGGGAUGGCUUGGUUUCACCAGUGCUUAGGGGGAGUGAUAAAAGAAACAGACAGACUCUAAAGAUGCUUGGAGGAAGCUUCCAGAACCUUUGGAUUCUUGUAGAGUUUUGCAAGACCAGCAGCAUCGCUAACACUAUAUAGGUCCAAGAUCACCUAGGCAGGGUAUCAAAACCAUAGAAGCUGGGUAUGCAUGAAGGAAAACUAGGACUUUUAGGAAAAACAUAAUUAGGGUGAACUGUCUAAAAGAUAGGGGUUUGGAGUGGAGAAAGGUAAGGAAAGGACAGAGAAAGGUAGGAUCAAGAGAUGGGAAAGGAAAUGGGAAAAGUGACAAAAAGAUGUGGAAAUCAUGUGGUCAGGAUUGUCCAGGGUGCCUGUUGGGUAUCCCUGUGGUUUGGCACCACACCUGAAGUGGGAUGCUGACCAUGUCACACAAGGCAAACUUGAUUCUGUGGUCAGGAGGGCCAGGAUGAGGGGCAACUGGAGAGCUUAUCUUGGCUAGUGGAGGAAUAUCAGGAUGGAUGGAUCAAGCAUCAUAGCAUUACCACGUUAGUGGCCAUUCCAGGCCUGAUGACAUCGUUAUCUUCCAGAUAUCUUGUCCUCUUAAGGAAGGAAAUUGUAAAAGACAAAGAGAAAUUCCUUCUAAAUACAAAUAAAAUAUAGUUGUUGCAUAUAUUGCAAUUAUGGCUGUCACUUCUAAGAAAAGUAAUUUAUUUCCUCUGAGGCAGAGGCUUGUGUUAGCAGGGCAUGAAAAGACUGUGAGCUGAAAAGCUUUUUUUAAAGCUAUCAGUGGAUCUAAUGAAAUGCAAGGCAUCUCUUUAACAAUAUGCCUUCUUAAAUUUAAUUCUUGCAAUCUUGUGUCAGGCCAGCAGGUGGCAACAAAGCACCGUGAAAAAAGUAGAAGUGACUCAGGACUAUUCCCACUUCUGCGUUCUGUGAAGGCAGUUCAUGCCCUCGUUCCUGGCUAACGGCUCAAUUUCGUGUUGCAGCCCAGUUGCUUGUUUAUUCCUGUCUCACUAGCUUCUGUCUGGACAAUAUUAGGGUAUGGUACUUUGGUGUUAAAUGGUAAGAUUGGUACUGCUCAAUAUGUAGCAAAUUACAGGGUCAGAAAAUCUGUGCAAGUCUGAACACUGAGGACUCAGGGAAAUGCCUAGUUGCAAACACACAUAUGAUGCUCUGCCCAGACAAGGAGAUUUGGGAGCAAAGAGGAGAAGGGCAUGUGCAUGGGCUGAUAUGACAAGUGCUGAGAGGCCCAGCAGGCCUUGUGCCCUCCCUGAACCGAACUGGGGUGGCAGUGCGAGGCAACCAAUGACUGGCUGAUUUUGGCAGCAGGCAGUGAAGAGCAAUGAUUUUGUUGAGGACAGUCAGCAUGGAAGUACACUCCCUUGCAGAGCUCUAGGCUUUUUGUCAAACAUCCCCUUAAAUGGCUUUGCCCAGUGCUUGAAUUUUCAAGGUGUAGGUCCCUGUUACAGAGGCCUUGGAAGUAAAGCUGGUUUAGAGAGCUCCUGUGCCUUGCAUUUAGCCUUAUUUUAUUCCUCGGUGAUUUGGAUAAGUUCAGCGUCUUGGUUUCUAGUGUGCCCCAUAGGGGUGUCCCCAUACAGGAGGACAUUCUGCUGCUUGUUCGUUCCAUGGCUGUAGGUAUGAAAAGCCUUAGCAAUUCCUCCUAUCUCUUCCUCCCUAACAUUGCUGCAUUAUGGCAGUACCAGCUUUUGUUUAGGGAGACAGAGAAAAGCAGGGGAAGAAAAGGCAUUUGAAUGUGAAGGGCUUUUAAAAAUUAUUUUAAUGCAUGUUUUCCAGCUGCAUAUUAAGCAUAGAGCAUAUGUUUGUUUCUCACUUGCAAUAACAGAUUUUAUGCCCUUCCUCAUUGCCAAUAAAGCAGUUAAACAGUUGUACAAAACUGCACAGAUAAUGUUAAACAAAAGAAACACCUGAAAAAAAUUCUUACAAUAGGGAUGGAAGGGAAUUGUUUAAGUGCCGCUGCCAUCUUAUCAAGGCCAUAUUCAGGUUGCAUCAGGAUGUUCCAGUUUGUGUCUGUGGAGACUUGAAGACAAAUUUGAGAUGCUGAUUGAAAGUCCUGGAAAGCUUCUCACUUUGAAGUAUGUGCUGCAUUUUGUUAAGCCUGAAAAUGAUGUUAUAGAACAAGAGCAAGACUUCUGCAGUCCACAUACAUAGUAGCACCGUGGCAUUGGCAUAGGCAGCUGCCAUCAGUCAUUCCCUUUAGUUCAUUCCCAUGCAUUGCAAGAGUUAAUCAUGCUUUAGCAGUCAUGGCAAUGGCUGUCUUUGAUAACUGAUUUUGCUCCCACAACCAUGAUACAACAUCUCAAAGGAGCACCAGACAAAUAACCACAGUGAAGAACAAUGUGUACUGAUGAACUUUGCGCUGUUUCUUUCCAUCGAUGAGGUAGUAAGUGGCUCCAUUUCCUCCAAAAUAUACUUCUUUUUUACUUUCCUCAAAAACUGUUGCAUGAAAAUGAAGCACAAACCUGCAUCAGCAUUUUAGUGAGUUUAUUUCUAUGCUGCAUGUAACCAACUUUUUCCUGAAGACUUUGUAAGAACAGAAGAACAGAAAAAAUGCUGAAAGGACUGGUUUUCAAAGAAAAAAUUAUUCAGUCUAGUAAAUGCAGACCAACAUAAAGACUGUUGAUUACAUGAACAUUUAAAAAGAGUUACAUGAUAUUACUGGGUUGACAGGAAAGUAGGGAAUUCAAUUAUCUGUUCCAUGACACUAACUGGCUGGAAUAUAGUCUAAUUUUUCCUGUGAAGUAUAUUUCCUUAGAAGUAUAUUGCUGUUUGCAAUUUUUAAGGGCUCAUAUUAAUACACAGUCCAACAUUUCACUGUCCAAUCAAACUGAGAUCUUUAACUUGAUAAAUUACCUUUUUAAGUAUUUUCUGCAUUAUUACAGUAUGUUUUUUUUAAAUGUUACCUUUUUUCUUACAAAGGCAAAAAGUAACCAAAAUCACUACUUUGACUACAAAUUGAUUCCAUUGCUUGUGAAGGUGAUACUGUAUCCUGCAAAUGAAAUGCUACAAAGAUAAUAAACAUCUAAACCACUGCAGAUAAAGAUGUUUAUUGUUUAAAGAGUUUAUGUACAGGUGAUUCUGUUGCUAUUAAAGUGUAAAACUGCAGAAACAGAAAAUCACUCAGUUCAGGUCU